AUGCCAGAACCCGUUCGCUUCCGCAUAGAGCCCACCACUGUCGGCGACGGGCGUCUGCUGCGCUUCCUUACUGAGCAGCAGCCCCCGCAGCCAUCGUGGGAAGCACCACCCACACGGCCUCUUCCCCCGCAGCAGCUGCUGGAGCAGCAGCAGCAAGACCAGGAGCAGCAAGAACGCGCACUCUCAGCCGACGGGGACUCGGCUGGUGCUGCAGCUGCCGCCGAUGGAUCCUCUGAAGCAGCCGCGCCCGCGUUAGCUGCGUCAGCUAGGACAGCAGCAGCAGCAGCAGCAGCGGCGGCCUCCGCCGUAGCCAGUGGGAAAGAUAAGGGCGAGAGGCAGCAACUGCGCUCCUGGUUGGCAGCAGCAGCAGCAAUUGACCUAGUGGGGCCUCCUUUGGAUUUGCUGCAGCAGAGCGGGGCGUUUUUGAUGGCUGUUGACGAGCUACAGCAGCAGCAGCAGCAGCAGCAGAACUUGCUGCUGCGCAAUGAAGCGGUGUGGGCAGCAGCCAUAGCCAGGAGAGACAAAGCAGCACAGAAACUUGCAGCAGGAAGCAUGACGGCAGAUAUGCUGCUGGGGACUUUGCAUGCAGCCCCGGGGGAGCGCUUUCUGACUCUACUACCAGCCGUGGACCAGCCUCGGGAGCAGCAGCAGCAGCAGCAGCAGCUGCAAGAGCAGCAGCAGCAGCUGCUCAUAGGGCUGCAGCAGCGCCACGAGCGCGCAGAAAAGCUGCAAGCUGCUCUUGCCUCGUGCAUCCGCGAGCUGAAAGGCCCCCAUGGGGCUCCUGCUUCUGCACAGUGGCUGCAGCUGCUGCAGCUGCUGCACCUGCAGCAGUGGGAGACCGUCAAAAAGCAGUACCACGCCCUGGAGUUUGAAGUGGUCGACGGCAACUACCCAUACAGGUCUGAAGUGUACGUACACCUCAUGCACGUCGCUUCCACCUGCUGGGGCCCCACACCCGACGCAAGAACAGCUUUGCCGCUGCCGCCGCCGCCGCCUUUUCAAGAGCACUUUGCGCUGUUGUCAGUGGCAGAGCCGCCUGAAGACGCGGACCACCGGCAGCAGCAGCAGCAACAGCAGCAGCAGCAAAUCAGGCUGCAGCUAGAGUUUCCCUCGCCUGUGGGGCCCCUCAUUGAGGGGCACUCGUCGCUGCACUGCAGGGCGGCUCUGCUCAUGCCCUUUCCCGAGCUGCAGCACCGGCGCCUGCAGCAGCAGCACAACUGUUGCUGUUGCUGCUCCCAACGGGGCGCCGCUGCGGCAGCUGCCUGUGGGGCCUUCCGGGCCGAGAGAGAAGCACGUGAAGCAGCAGCAGCAGCAGAAACAGCGACGACAAGCAACCUUCACGGGUCAACGUGCCUGCCGGAGCUCUCGGAGCUCCGGAUGCCCCUUGCAGAUGAGAGCAGCAGCAGCAGCGACAACAGGGAGGUGGCUGCAGCGGCAGCAGAGGUUCAUCAGCACUUAGAAGGUGCCCAGUGGGUGCUAGCGGACUUGGCAGCAGCACACGUCCUCAGCGCGCAGCUGCUGCAGCAGCAGCAAGAGGGGAGCCUUACAGUGGCCCGACGGCACCGCAGCAGCAGCAGCAGUAGCAGCAGCUGGUGUGGAACCACUUGUGGUAGCUCGUGCCUUUCCGUGGAGACUCUGCGCGUCAGCAGUGACCGCGUUGAGCUUCUUAUAAGGAAUGUUCCGGUGUAUUCGCAUCAGCAGCAACAGCAUGAAGAGCAGCAGCAGCAAGAACCUGCUGGCUGCCACACGCAUGAUUUCACCAUCACCAUAUCUUAUGUCCCUUCCGUUUCCCCUGACAGCGACAGCAGCGCCACCGAGAGAAACAGCAACGACACCAGCAGCAGCAGCAACGGCAUUAAUAGCAGCAGCAGCAGCAGCACGGGCUGUUGCGGUUGCAGCCGUUUGCUGCUGCAGCAGUUCGAGCGAGUGGCCGUGCUGUCGCUACGGCAGCUAUUCCUAGACACCUGGGCAGCAGAGGCCUUUGCUGCUCCUGCAGCGUCAGCAGACGGGAUCCCUAAGUCGCCCGCUGUGCGCUUGCUGCAGCAGCAACUAAAGAGGAAGCUGAGACUGCCGCCUGCGGAGCAGCAGCAGCCGCAACAGCUGUCCGGCUUAAGGGGCACAUGCCUCCUGCAGAAUUUCCUUAGGUGGCUGCUAGAAGCAAUGGAGCUGCUGCUGCUGCCACCGCAGUAG
This is a messenger RNA of Eimeria necatrix, 2190 nucleotides long. RefSeq lists its product as hypothetical. Lineage: Eukaryota; Apicomplexa; Conoidasida; Eucoccidiorida; Eimeriidae. Gene Ontology annotation, cellular component: nucleus; SWI/SNF complex. Gene Ontology annotation, molecular function: transcription coregulator activity. The record is from RefSeq and is a predicted model, not a curated record. Gene Ontology annotation, biological process: regulation of transcription by RNA polymerase II. Bases 1 to 2190 code for a protein of 729 amino acids. The transcript has a single exon.